GUCGUCCAACGCUCCCCUCCGACACUCCCUGGACUGCGGCUCACUCCUGGACUGUUCCCCUGUCCUUCACCCAUCUUACGCCCUUCUCACGACUUGCCACAAUGUUUCCCAUCUCCGAGAAACCUACCAGCAUCAAGGCUGACUCCGUGUCUGAGGAGUUCCAAAAGCAAGAAGUCAAACACCUCGACAGGGUCAAUGUGGCCAACAACCCGAAUGCCAAGCUCGCCAACCCGCUCGAGGGAAUCCCUCAUGAUCAGUUGAUUGCUGAUGCUGCGGCGUUUGCGAAGAGCCAUGGCCUCGGCCACCUCACGGAGGUAUUCCAAAAGGGUGCCCUCGUUGCCCAGGAUCCCUCCGCUUUUGAGUCGCUCCCGCUCCUCGACGAUGAGGACAGGAACGUUUUGCGACGCGAAGUCACUCAUAAGUGGCGACAGCCUGCACAACUGUACUAUCUUGUAAUUCUAUGUUCCAUGGCCGCUGCCGUCCAGGGUAUGGACGAAGCGGUCAUUAAUGGCGCCAACUUGUUCUUCGCACCCCAAUUUGGUAUUUCUACCACAGAAGGUGAUACGGGCCGCAAUCAGUGGUUGCUUGGUCUUGUAAACUCUGCGCCUUACCUCUGUUGCGCUUUCCUUGGAUGCUGGGUUUCAGCUCCCAUGAACAAGUACUUUGGUCGUCGCGGCACAAUCUUCAUCAGUGCCUUGGUGUCGUUCCUUACCUGUGUAUGGCAAGGUGUAACGAACACAUGGUGGCACCUGUUUAUCGCCCGUUUCUUCCUUGGAUUUGGUAUUGGCCCGAAGAGUGCAACUGUACCUGUUUACGCCGCCGAAUGCGCGCCGCCGGUCAUCCGUGGCGCCCUUGUGAUGAUGUGGCAAAUGUGGACGGCUUUUGGUAUCAUGUUUGGCUACGUUUGCGAUCUUGCGUUCUACUCGGUCAAGGACAGGCCUCACAUUACGGGUCUCAACUGGCGUCUCAUGCUUGCGAGUGCCGGCGUUCCUGCCCUGUUUAUCGUUUUCCAGGUCUAUCUUUGCCCGGAGUCGCCUCGUUGGCUGAUGGGCAAAGGCCGGUAUGACCAGGCAUACGACUCCCUGAUUCGUCUCCGAAACAGCCCAAUCCAGGCUGCGCGUGAUCUCUAUUAUAUCCACGUUUUGUUAGAGGCAGAGGCGGAGACCUUCACUGGCCGCAACCGUUUCUUGGAGCUCUUCAAAGUGCCCCGCAACCGCCGUGCUGCUCUUGCAUCCUUCAUUGUGAUGUUCAUGCAGCAAUUCUGCGGGAUUAACGUCAUCGCGUACUAUUCGUCCAGCAUUUUCUCUGCAGCCGCCCACACCACCAAUCUACAGGCACUUAUUGCGUCCUGGGGUUUCGGCAUGCUCAACUGGUUGUUUGCCUUCCCUGCAGUGUGGACCAUCGACACCUUUGGUCGUCGGAACCUACUCCUCACGACGUUCCCGCUUAUGGCGAUCUUCCUGCUCAUGACUGGGUUCUCGUUUUACAUUCCGGAAGGCAAAGCGCAGCUCGCUGUGGUCGCACUCGGCAUCUAUCUGUACACGAUAGCGUACUCGCCCGGAGAGGGCCCUGUGCCGUUCACUUACUCUGCCGAGGCAUACCCCCUCUACGUGCGUGACAUUGGCAUGUCCUUCUCUACCGCGGUGCUCUGGUUCUUCAACUUUGUCGUCGCCAUCACCUUCCCGCGCUUGCUCGGUGCCUUCAAGCCCCAAGGCGCUUUCGGCUGGUACGCGGCAUGGAACGUCUUCGGCUUCGUCGCCAUCCUCUUGUUUGUCCCCGAGACGAAGGCGCUAUCGCUCGAAGAGCUCGAUCAGGUCUUCUCGGUGCCUACGCACGUGCACGCAGCAUAUCAGCUUAAAGCGCUGCCGCACAACAUCAAGAAAUACUUCCUCCGCAUGGACGUGGGCGACCUUCCACCGUUGUACCAGCACGAGGGUGCAGUCGACGAGAAACACUACGCGCCAGGGGGCGCGGGCCAUGCAUAGGCAUGCACUCUAGUCUAGCUAGAGCCAAGUGUUUCCCGUUGCUCUCUGGGGUUGCCGUUGUAUACCACCAAUGUAGCCGGCAUUACGAUCUACUAAUGAUUAUUCUGACGCUCGCAUCAUGCUUUUGUUGUAUCCCCUAUUGUAUCAUAUAGUAGCUUCAGUUUUAUGUCAUGUCCAUUCCACGAACG
Molecule: messenger RNA, 2173 nt
Organism: Postia placenta MAD-698-R-SB12
Lineage: Eukaryota; Fungi; Basidiomycota; Agaricomycetes; Polyporales; Adustoporiaceae
Exons: 7
Coding region: 102-1985 (627 amino acids)
Biological process (GO): transmembrane transport
Cellular component (GO): membrane
Molecular function (GO): myo-inositol:proton symporter activity
Source: RefSeq, a predicted model, not a curated record